UCUAUCACUCCAGCUGCAUUGCAGAAUCUUCAACCUCCACUACCUCCACAUCUGCUACCCCUACUACACCCUCUUUCGAACAAGCUAGAAAAGACCUAACUCUAAUCUUUCAAGCCACUGUACCAUCUAAAUCUACUACAACCACCACAACCUAG
Molecule: messenger RNA, 155 nt
Organism: Dentiscutata heterogama
Lineage: Eukaryota; Fungi; Glomeromycota; Glomeromycetes; Diversisporales; Gigasporaceae
Source: the annotation of a GenBank genome assembly